Messenger RNA from Oncorhynchus masou masou (cherry salmon), 2515 nucleotides. Its product is annotated as pre-mRNA-processing factor 39-like. NCBI's taxonomy places the organism in Eukaryota, Metazoa, Chordata, Actinopteri, Salmoniformes, Salmonidae. Bases 8 to 2197 code for a protein of 729 amino acids. Gene Ontology annotation, cellular component: U2-type prespliceosome; commitment complex; U1 snRNP. Gene Ontology annotation, molecular function: pre-mRNA 5'-splice site binding; protein binding. The record is from RefSeq and is a predicted model, not a curated record. Gene Ontology annotation, biological process: RNA processing; mRNA 5'-splice site recognition. The transcript has 14 exons.
UUUUGUCAUGGCGGCAGAAGGCUCGGAUUCAGAAGACCUGAACACCAACGGGCUAAUGGAGGCUCCUUCAGCUCUGGAAGCCAUCGAGGCUGUCCAACUUCCAACAGAGAAGGAAGAGGCAUCAGAGGAGAAUGGUGGAGGAGGAGCCUCUGAGGCUCCAGAAGCAGCAGCUGCGACAUCAUACAACAUGCCUCUGGCAGAGAAUGAGGAGGAAGAAGACGGAGAGUUACCUGCGGACUUUGACCGACUCUGGAAGCUGGCCCAUGACAAUCCACAGGACUUCUCUAGCUGGACUGACCUACUGCAGUACUGUGAGCAAGAGAGUCACAUGACAGCGUCACGUCUGGCGCUGGUAGCCUUUCUGGCACGGUACCCACUGUGCUACGGAUACUGGAAGAAGUUUGCUGACCUGGAGCGACGUGCUGGCUACACCAACAAAGCUCAGGAGGUGUGUGUUCAGGGUCUGAAGGCCAUUCCCCUGAGUGUAGAUCUCUGGAUCCACUACAUUAACCUGCUACUGGGCACGCUCAACAUGAACCUGCCAGAGUCCUCUCAGCGCAUUCGCAGUGCAUUUGAGGAGGCGGUGACGGCAGCUGGACUAGACUUCCACUCUGACCGUCUGUGGGAGCUGUACAUCGAGUGGGAGAAGGAGCAGGGAGACAUGAAGGCUGCCACUGGAGUCUACGACAGAGUCCUCAGAGUCCCCACUCAGCUGUACAGCAGCCACUAUGAGAAAUUCAAGACUCAUCUUAAUGCCCAUGCGCCCAAGGACGUCCUCUCAGCAGUGGAGUAUGAGGGGUUGCUUGAGGAAUCUAAACAGAGCCACAAGACUGAGAAGUCUGAGUUGGCUGAGGGGGAAGAAGAGUUACCACCUGGGGAAGAGAAGGAACCUACAGAGGAAGAACUGAUUCCGAAAAUGCGAGAGCUCCUAUUGGCUCGAAGAGAGAAGGUGUACCAAGACCUGGAGGGAGAGGUCAGGAAGAGGUGGAACUUUGAGGAAGCUAUCAAGCGUCCAUAUUUCCACGUGAAGCCUCUGGACCGGACCCAGCUGAGGGCCUGGCACUCCUACCUGGACUGGGAGCUCACCGAGCUGGGGGGGGGCGGUGAAAAGGAGGUGAAGACCGAGACCGAACCAGAGGCCAUGGAGGGCCAGGAAGAGGAGCAAAAGGAGGAAAAGGAGGGGUCAAAGAGCAGUGAGAUCGUUGCCGGGGGAGACGGGAGGGUACGGAUCCUGUUUGAGCGCUGUCUGAUUGCCUGCGCUCUCUACGAGGAGUUCUGGACCAAGUAUGUUAAGUACCUGGAACCUCAGAGUCUGGACGAGGCGCGGGGACUGUUUCGGCGAGCCUGUGAGAUCCACCUGGCCCACAAGCACACCAUGCACCUGCAGUGGGCCACCUUCGAGGAGAGGCAUGGUGACCUAACAGAGGCACGGCGAGUGUUGGAGGCUCUGGAAACCUCAGUGCCGGGAUUGGCCAUGGUCCGGCUGCGCAGGGCGGGGCUAGAGAGACGGGCGGGCCGGCUAGAUGAAUCAGAAGCUCUGCUCAGGGACGCGGUGGCCCAGGCCAAAGAAACACCUCACCUCCAUGCGUUCUACUCCAUCAAACUGGCCCGGCUGCUGCUGAAGCUCUGCAAGAACCCCAGCAAGGCCCGGGGAGUCCUGCAGGAGGCGCUGGAGAUUAGCCCAGAUGACGGUAAGCUGCACCUGAACCUGCUGGAGCUGGAGGUGUCCGGUGACCCCAGAGGGUCGGCCGAGGGGGUGCAGCAGUGUGUGACGCGGGCGCUGGCCGCACCCCUCUCCCCACAGACCAAGAUCCUCUUCUCCCAGAGGGGCCUGCAGUACGCUGAGGACUAUGGGACCUCUGUGCAAAGUGUGCUAACAGUCUAUGAGGAGCAUCAGAAGCUACUGAAAGAGCUCGGCAACAAGAAGAGAGUGGCUGAGAACGGAGACAGUGAGGACCCAGAGAAGAUGAGUAAAGGAGAAGAUGGCUCUGCUGUGCCCGCUCCACCACAGGCCCCUCCCACAAUGCCCCAUGUCCCCAUGACGACACCACCUCCACCCAUGAUGGGUGGGGACAUGAAUGCGGUUCAUGCAGGCUAUGGAGGAUAUGGAAACUGGCAUCAGCAACCACAGUAUGGGGGAUACGGAGGCUACCAGCAAGCCUGGAACUACAAUCAGGGUUACUACCCUCCUAGCUAAGGGUGGAGAACUCCUGUGACACGCCAACUGACAGCAGGGGUUACCAGAGAUGAUUCAGCAUUGACGACCCAGUGUUCACGUGUUUAAACUCCAUUGAUGCACCCCAAAUGGCACAUUUAGCCCUAUAUAGUGCACUACCUUUGACAAGGGCCCAUAGAGCUCUGGUCAAAAGUUAGUGAACUUUGUAGGGAAUAGGGUGCAAACUCAUCUUUUAUCAGGAACAGGGGUGGGACCUGUGACGUCUACUACUUGUUUGGUCUUUGAAAAUGUGCUCUUGUACAUUGUUUUAAUGAUAAACUAUUUUUAUAUUCUCUUCUA